Molecule: messenger RNA, 2517 nt
Organism: Torulaspora globosa
Lineage: Eukaryota; Fungi; Ascomycota; Saccharomycetes; Saccharomycetales; Saccharomycetaceae
Gene: NNK1
Product: protein kinase NNK1
Exons: 1
Coding region: 1-2517 (838 amino acids)
Biological process (GO): protein phosphorylation
Molecular function (GO): ATP binding; protein kinase activity
Source: RefSeq, a predicted model, not a curated record
AUGCCUCCGACCGAACGGCUACUUGUACGGGAUCACAAUUUGGACGAGAAGGCUAUGAGGGAGUCUGUGGCGUCUUCAGGCGAUUCCAGGGACGGUAUACGGGAUGAUGAGUUGUAUUUUGAGCCGAAAAGGGUGUACAGACGGUCGACUGAUAGCUCAUCGCGGUCAUCGCUAGUGAGGGUGUACUCGGAAAACGAGAGGGCCAAUUUCGACCAGGUUACUGGGUCGAGGAUUUAUGACGAUUUGAAGCACCGUCCAAUACCGAGUGACGGCAAAAUCGCUGCAGAAACGGAAGGCAGGUCCCUGGUGUCGGUGGGAGAUGCGCAACGUUCGAGGAAACGGCGACUGUCGUUGAACGACGGCCGGUACGGCGACAUGCAGGACGAAUAUAUUCCGGAUCUCGAUUUCUCAGAGGCUGUUUUGCACUGGCAGAGCGAAGAUAGCGCCUCGCCGGCUGUGUUGUCGCAGAAGCUGAGAAACGACAGCUCUAAUGCGACUCCGACAAGGUUUCCUGGGAGCAUCACACGGACUAACACAUGGAGCACCGAUCGCGAACCCAAUAGCGGUAGCGUGAGCCCCAAUAGUUCGUAUGUGUUCGAUUCUUCGCACGCUCAAGUGGAGCCUAUUCCGCUGCCAAACGCGUCCAAUGGGGUCUCCAUGAUAACGCCUCUGUCUGCCUCGGAGGUAAGUAAGAGCAUAACAGGCCCUGGGGCAAAUGCCAGCGACGUGGAUCCGUUUAAACAUGGGCAUCUUGCCUCUUCGUUCCAGCCCCGGAAAGUGUCUAGAAGGAAGACGUCCGUUUGCGAGUCCUACAACUCGGCAUCUUCGUCUUUGACUUAUCUCCCGGACAAUACGGUGUCGAUAAUUGCUGAACUGAGAAUGACGCCGGAAGAAGUGCUGGAACUCAUUGGGAAGUUGCCACAUGAUUUUGUCUACAUGCCCUAUUCUCAAAGGAAGAAAGUGAUAUUGGAUUUGAUACCCAACAAGGAUUAUAAACUAUUGAUGUCGGUGAUCAAGAAGCUUAUGCUGAAGAGCACGAGGAGUAGCGUAUCGAUAAGCAAAAAUUCGUUGCCGGCUGCAGCCGCAACCGCUAAAUCGCGUCAUGGCUCUGUGGCUUCGCAGUUUUUGAGUUCAUUCUCGCCUGCUGGAGUGACCUCUACCCCAAGUGCAAACAGUGUCAGACCGGAUGAGAAAGGUAUGGAAAUCAUGGGUUAUAGUUUAGGAAAAGUCAUUGGGUUUGGCGCAUGGGGUAUGAUACGAGAAUGCCACAAUCUGGAAACAGGUUCUGUGAAAGCCAUGAAGAUAGUGCGGUUCAGAAAUAACAUGAAGGUCAAAAACCAGGUACUAAAAGAAGUUUCUGUUUGGAAAGAACUCCAUCAUCAAAAUAUUCUCCCUCUCUUGCAGUGGAAAUUAAAUGACGACUACGCAAUGUACUGUUUGACUGAAAGGAUUCACGGCGGUACGAUAUACGAUUUAGUGAUAUCUUGGGGAGAGUACGACACUUCCAAGAUCGACCUGGUUACUAGAUGCAAACUGACCAUCAUUCUGUGUUUGCAAGUCACCUCGGCACUCAAAUAUAUGCAUAAAAAGUACAUCGCCCACGGAGACGUUAAGCUAGAAAAUUGUCUUUUAGAGAAGCAAUCGGAAGCGUCUCAAUGGAAAGUCUUCCUUUGUGACUUCGGAAUGAGCUGUCACUACAAACAUUGCGAAGCGUUUCCUGUUGACGCUGACUCAGACUCGGAGCCGCUUACAAAUCUCCCAGAAUGCAGCUAUACACAGCUGUCGCCAUACAUGGAAAAGAAGAAAAUAGCAGGACACGUCAACGAACCGUUGCCUUUCCACAGAUCACGUUCGAGUUCCGGGCUCCGUCACGGCAGUCGAAUGGUAAAGUUCCAUAAAAUAAUGAAAAACAAGAAACUGACCCACGAUGACACUCCCUUAGGAAUCAGCUCCCUGCCCAAAACUUAUGGUCCAGCGUUAACAAGUGCUCGCAUCGGGAACUCUAGCUUCCCGUCGCUGCGACAGAUUGCAUCUCAAAGCACAGCAUUAACUCCAACCAUGGACAUGACCUCGCCCCAUCAAGCUACAGACGAGGAAACCCGUGCCGUCGGACCGGAUCCCCAUUCUCACAUAGGGUCGCUCCCAUAUGCAGCACCUGAGCUUCUAGAACCUUCACCUCCGCCACUUGGACCUGCGGCUGAUAUCUGGGCCCUGGGUGUUACGUUGUACACCAUGCUGACGGGGAAAUUACCGUUCAAACACGAUUAUGAACCCCGGAUGAGAGCCAUGAUCGCCUCGGGCAAAUUUGAUAGAAAGGCUCUUGAAACCGUUUGCCGCGUCACAACAGAGGAACCUGACGUUACAAGGCGCGAGCGCCAAGAUAGACCAAGAUUUACAGGAUUGUACAAUGCUCUUAUGGGCUGUCUCGCAAGCGAUUUGAACCAGCGCUGGGAACUGGAUAGGAUCGAGACGUCUCUCAAGGAUGACCUAAUGAAACUGUCUCCUUUGUAUAAUUAA